UUGGCGGGGUUUUGCCUUAUAAGGCUAAAACCCCAAAUGAAUCUCAAGUUUUAUCAUUACCAAAAACAGAAAAUCUGUACUUUCCUGAGUUUAUUUCUUGAUUUUUUUAAAUAUAAGUAGAAAUCAUGAUCUAUACAGAGUUAGAGAAGAAGAGAAAGGAAGGAGAGCUCAGCUCAGCUUACCUCAGGUGUUUCAAAAUCUUCAUCUCAGAAUCAGAGAUAUGGGGAACCACAAGGGAACGAAUAACAGAAGCAAGAAGAGGAUGAAAUUAGAGAAAGGCCAGGACAAAGUAUCAGGUUUGCAUUCACAAAGGAGGUGUGAGAGUUCUCAAUCUUCUGGACAUGAUGACCGUCGUCAGAGAUCAAGGUCUCCACAAGUCUGCAGCCGCGGUCUUGUGACUCCAACUUCUAGAAUUCUGGUGAAGGGCUUGCCAAAAGAGACAACGAAGGAACAUAUUCAUCAGAUCCUGGAGAGGUGGAGGCCCCUUCGUGAUGUUCGAGUUAUGACAAAAAAGAACACAUCUGUCUGCCGGGGAAUUGCUUUUAUCGAUUUUCCUUCCGUGGGAGCAGCUCGGAAGAUGAUGGAUGAAAUUGGAGAUCGUGGCCUCGAUGUCGGGGGGCGAGAGAUUUCUUUUGAAUACAGACUAGGUGAAGUACCUCAAGUGACUGUUGAAGUUCCGAUUGUAAAUGCUGGAGUCGGAGAAACAGAACAAGCGACUGAAGAACAAGAAGAAAUAGAUGAUCGUGAUUAUGUAGAUGAAGUGGCCACAAAAAGGCUACCAGAUCCUUGGGAUCUUGAAGAAAUACUUAUGCUGAAGGAGGCCGUUCAUAAUCUUGUAAAAGAUGGUAAGGGCAGACCAUGGAAGGACAUUUUGAAAUAUGGGCAUAAUGUCUUCCAUGAAGGUCGUACUCCUGAGGAUCUAAGGUCCAGUAUAUGGUUAGCCACGGCCAAUGGGAUGACUAAAUGAGAGAAUUGGCUCAGUGGCGGUGUUAUUGGCUUCAAUUGGUUUUGGAGGAAGAUUAGAGGACUGAAAUAGUUUAAAACGUUUUGCUUAAUAGCCUCUCCGUCUGGUCAUGUAAAUUUGUGAAAGGAACUGAAAACAAAUGCCCUGACACAGUGGCAACUAGUAAUAUGAUUUUGUAUGUAAUGGCCUGUUUUUUUUGUAAACCUCCACGGGUCGUUAUAUAGCUUAUAACGUAAAUCCUCUUUUGUAAUGACCUGCCGUUGUAAUCUUCCUCCUCGGGUAUAUAUAUGCAGUUUAAUGCACAUUUUUAUUUGGAA
Papaver somniferum (opium poppy) is the source of this 1281-nucleotide messenger RNA. Its product is annotated as SUPPRESSOR OF ABI3-5-like. Lineage: Eukaryota; Viridiplantae; Streptophyta; Magnoliopsida; Ranunculales; Papaveraceae. The record is from RefSeq and is a predicted model, not a curated record. Gene Ontology annotation, molecular function: RNA binding. Gene Ontology annotation, cellular component: nucleus. Gene Ontology annotation, biological process: mRNA splicing, via spliceosome. The coding region runs from base 221 to 967 and encodes 248 amino acids. The transcript has 8 exons.